AUCUAUCCCGUCUAUUUCUUGAACACAAAGACAACUCUUUCGAAACUACAAAUUCCCACAGAAAACCCCCAAAUCUCAAAUCCCUAAUUCCGCCUCUCAACGAUGGGUCAAGGUACACCCGGCGGCCUCAAUCGGCAACUCCCCGACCGUAAAAACGACGGCGAUAAGAAGGAGAAGAAAUUCGAACCAGCGGCUCCACCGGCUCGCGUCGGCCGCAAGCAGCGGAAGCAGAAGGGCCCCGAUGCGGCGGCUCGGAUUCCAACGGUGACGCCUCUGACCAAGUGCAAGCUUCGAUUUUUGAAGCUGGAGCGAAUCAAGGACUAUCUGUUGAUGGAGGAGGAGUUCGUGGCCAAUCAGGAGAGAUUGAAGCCCCAGGAGGAGAAGACGGAGGAGGAUCGAUCCAAAGUCGAUGACUUGCGAGGCUCGCCGAUGAGUGUCGGGAACCUCGAAGAGCUGAUUGACGAGAACCACGCGAUUGUUUCCUCGUCGGUCGGGCCGGAGUAUUACGUUGGGAUCUUGUCGUUUGUUGAUAAGGAUCAACUCGAGCCUGGAUGUGCGAUUCUUAUGCACAAUAAGGUUCUUUCUGUUGUUGGGCUGCUUCAAGAUGAUGUGGACCCCAUGGUAUCUGUGAUGAAGGUGGAGAAGGCUCCGUUGGAGUCCUAUGCUGAUAUAGGUGGUCUCGAUGCUCAGAUCCAGGAGAUCAAGGAGGCCGUUGAGCUUCCAUUAACACACCCUGAAUUAUAUGAAGAUAUUGGUAUUAAACCCCCCAAGGGUGUCAUACUCUACGGAGAGCCUGGAACUGGAAAAACAUUGCUUGCGAAGGCUGUGGCAAAUUCUACAUCAGCAACUUUCCUGCGUGUUGUUGGUAGUGAAUUGAUUCAGAAGUACCUAGGAGAUGGCCCUAAGUUGGUAAGAGAACUCUUUAGAGUUGCUGAUGACCUCUCACCAUCUAUCGUCUUCAUUGACGAAAUUGAUGCCGUGGGUACAAAAAGGUACGAUGCCCACUCAGGGGGUGAGCGUGAAAUUCAGAGGACAAUGUUGGAGUUGCUGAAUCAAUUGGAUGGAUUCGAUUCAAGAGGCGAUGUGAAAGUGAUUCUCGCAACAAACAAAAUUGAAAGCCUUGAUCCUGCUCUCCUCAGGCCUGGUCGAAUAGAUAGGAAAAUUGAAUUUCCACUCCCAGAUAUCAAGACAAAGAGAAGGAUUUUCCAGAUACACACAUCAAGGAUGACAUUGUCUGAUGAUGUCAACCUGGAAGAAUUUGUUAUGACAAAGGACGAGUUCUCUGGAGCUGAUAUCAAGGCUAUCUGCACUGAAGCUGGUCUGCAUGCUCUCCGAGAGCGUCGAAUGAAGGUGACACAUGCAGAUUUCAAGAAAGCUAAGGACAAGGUCAUGUUCAAGAAGAAAGAAGGCGUACCGGAGGGUCUCUAUAUGUGAUGACACUAUCGAGUUCCCUUUGGACUUAGAUUGGUGUCACUUUUUUCAAUUUCUUGAAUUUGUUUUUGUCUGUGUUUUUCUUUAAAAGCUUCAAGAACUAAUGUGAUGUGAUUCGAUCUCGAUAGCCUUUAUUUAUUUCAUGAGCUUGUUAAACUUUCACUUAGUUUGCUUGGAAAUGACAUCUUUAGCUUCUGUCU
Erythranthe guttata (spotted monkey flower) is the source of this 1631-nucleotide messenger RNA. It is a transcript of the gene RPT2B, whose product is annotated as AAA-type ATPase family protein. The record is from RefSeq and is a predicted model, not a curated record. Lineage: Eukaryota; Viridiplantae; Streptophyta; Magnoliopsida; Lamiales; Phrymaceae. Gene Ontology annotation, molecular function: ATP binding; ATP hydrolysis activity.